This is a messenger RNA of Ficedula albicollis (Collared flycatcher), 777 nucleotides long. RefSeq names its product fibronectin type III domain containing 5 (gene FNDC5). Gene Ontology annotation, molecular function: protein binding. Gene Ontology annotation, biological process: positive regulation of brown fat cell differentiation. The coding region runs from base 163 to 762 and encodes 199 amino acids. The record is from RefSeq and is a predicted model, not a curated record. The transcript is spliced from 4 exons. NCBI's taxonomy places the organism in Eukaryota, Metazoa, Chordata, Aves, Passeriformes, Muscicapidae.
CCUGUAAAGGCUCUGCUCUCCCUCCUUGCAGACAGCCCGUCGGCUCCAGUAAAUGUCACAGUCAAACACCUGAAAGCCAACUCAGCUGUUGUCACCUGGGAUGUCCUAGAAGAUGAAGUUGUCAUUGGAUUUGCAAUUUCCCAACAGAAGAAGGACGUGCGGAUGCUGCGCUUCAUCCAGGAGGUGAACACCACCACCCGCUCCUGUGCCCUCUGGGACCUAGAGGAGGACACUGAGUACAUUGUGCAUGUCCAGUCCAUCAGCAUCCAAGGCCAGAGCCCUGCCAGUGAGCCAGUCCUCUUCAAGACCCCCAGGGAAGCUGAGAAACUAGCCUCUAAAAAUAAAGAUGAGGUGACAAUGAAGGAGAUGGCGAAGAAAAACCAACAGCUGCGAGCUGGGGAAAUUCUCAUCAUUGUUGUGGUGUUGUUCAUGUGGGCAGGGGUGAUCGCCCUGUUCUGCAGGCAGUACGACAUCAUCAAAGACAACGAGCCCAACAACAGCAAGGAGAAAGCCAAGAGCCCCUCGGAGAACAGCACACCCGAGCACCAGGGCGGGGGCCUCCUGCGCAGCAAGGUGAGCUUUUUUUGUGCUAAAUCACCCCCCAAAAAAUGCUGUUCAAAAUCCUCCCCCUCAGCAGGGAUGAGGGAAGGGAACACCCUGCACACCCACGGCUCUGCUGAUCAGGACAGCAGCGCUUCACUCCCACCUCCUGCAUCCUGCGUGGCCGCCAGAAAUCAGAUUUCAAGCCACGUUUCUGGAUGAUCUGAGCCUCUCUGG